UAGUUGUGCUAAAAUUUUACUGGAUAUGCAAUCCAUCUGAAAGAUGGAUAACUAAGAAUUUGGUUAUGUUUUGUAUUAUAAAAAGAUCAUUACUAGUAGUACAGAAAUCACAAAGAGGACUGGUUUCGAAAGAUAAUAUCGACGUGAACAUUUUAUAAGGGCACAUAAACCAAUGAGAGAUUCUCUUUGUUUACUUUUUCUUCUGUUAAUAACACCUGAGUUUUCACGUUCACUUACCAAAUUUGCAUAUAGAAUGAAAGAAAAUAUCUCCAGCUUUGUAAUAGUAUCAUACAUGUAAAGAACAAUUGCGUAAUAACGCAGAUAUAAUCGAAAGAGAAAGUAAACAAAGAGAAUCUGUCAAUUUUUUUAAGGCCCUUUUGAAAUGUUCACGUCGAUAUAUCCUUUAUAUUUCACUGUAUUUCAUCAUCAGAAUCACAAAACACCUAUCGAACGGUCAUAAAUAACUAUGUUCCUGAGUAGAGUAAUAUUUGAACAUAUCUCUCAUUGUACAAGGCAGAUAUUGACAAAUGUUUCAUAAAGAAAUCUGGCACUUCUGCUUCAUUAGUGUAACUGAAAAAGUGUGGUUGAGUUUGAUUCCAGUUCAAAUUCCAAUUUCUUAAACAAAAUGGGUCGGCCCGGCAAAUCUGUACGUCAAAAGCUUUCAUUCCGAAAAGCAAAUGCUGAAAAUAUGGAAAAUAUGCAAAAUAUGGUAAUACCGAGAAAAGGAUAUGUUAUUCACCAUUCUAACCUCAAUUUCAUUACAGAUACAUUCGGAACAGUCAAACAAAACCACAGUUCCUGAAAAGAAACGUGGCGUUCAAAAUAAGAUACCCAGAAUCCUUCCGUUAAAGCGGAACAAAGAUAAUUAUGCUAAAUCAUGUUCGAAUGUUUGCAAUAUUCCGUCUACAAUUGACGUUCCAUCCAACAACAGGGAUCUUGAUGCAAACUCAGGACAGCAUCAAUUCUAUGAUCCGAUUAUUUCUAACAAAUCGAUCAAUUUUGCAGACCAAUUUUCGGAAAAUUCUCACAUUGUUCUCUCAUCUGACAAUGGAUCAAAUGUUUCGGCAACAGUUGUAGAAAGUUCGAAACAGUGUGAUAUAAUUGCUCCCAUCUCCGUUGAAGCAUUACCAGAAGAAUAUUGUGAGAAUAAGCCAAGCAGAGAUUCUGAAAAGUUGGUUGAGGAGCUACCAGAUACUAUUGAUAAACAGUCCGUUGAAAUCAAAUCACUUCAUGUUGAAAACUCAAAGUUACGUACGUUAAACAUGCUCCUACAGGAAUCUCUAUUACAAAAGGGAAAUGAAGGAUCCUUUACUGAUAUUCCAGGAUAUCCAAGCACUGAAUGGCUGUUAAGUGUAUCUCAAAAUUCUGGAGACAGUGAUUAUUUGUUUAUAAAAGAGCUUAUGCUUCAAUUGUUCCUGCAAGGAAUUGGAAAUGCAACGGUUACUGGUAGGCCCUCUAACAACCCACACGGAUGUAAAAAGGAACCGAUAAAUAAGGAUUCCAACGUUCAGCGAAUCAAUAAGUUGGAUCCGGAAAAAGUAAAAUACAUGAAGGAUCGCGUUUACGAAAGGCGACAUAUUCUUCAAGAUCCCGUUGGAAUUGCAAUGACGAAGGCGAAGAUGAUUAAUAAACACAUUGCAAAUGUUAUUGCGAACAAUCCAUCACUGCGCAAUGAACCGAAGCCAUUGGGUAAACCAUUCGAAUAAUGUAUUGAUGUUAUUUGUUUUAUAUAUGUGAAGAAACAGUGAAUUUUUAUAAUUAAAA
This is a messenger RNA of Malaya genurostris, 1764 nucleotides long. RefSeq lists its product as uncharacterized. The transcript has 2 exons. NCBI's taxonomy places the organism in Eukaryota, Metazoa, Arthropoda, Insecta, Diptera, Culicidae. The record is from RefSeq and is a predicted model, not a curated record. Bases 729 to 1706 code for a protein of 325 amino acids.